Molecule: messenger RNA, 2593 nt
Organism: Polychytrium aggregatum
Lineage: Eukaryota; Fungi; Chytridiomycota; Chytridiomycetes; Polychytriales
Exons: 4
Coding region: 1-2439 (812 amino acids)
Biological process (GO): SCF-dependent proteasomal ubiquitin-dependent protein catabolic process
Cellular component (GO): SCF ubiquitin ligase complex
Source: RefSeq, a predicted model, not a curated record
AUGAUCGCCGACAGUCAACCCCGACCAUGCCGACCUGGAGCUCUGCAGCAGCUUCCGGGAGAAGUCGUCUGCCACAUUUUGUCGGAGUUUCCUGUCGACGAGCGCCUGCGACUGUCGGCAGACAUUGAAGUCAGCGCGAACGCCACUCUCGCUCGAGUAGGAAUGCAACGGUUUGCGAAUCGGUUCCCACGCCUCCAAAGCAUCUCGAUAAAACUACAAGAUCUGUCCGAGAUUCACAUGGAAAACGCCGUAAGCUUUGCCCAAGCCUUCCGUGGUCAUCCGUCCCUGGCCCAUAUCGACAGCUGCACCUCGGCAGUGCUGCUGGGCAUCCGAAACUGUCCCGGGCUGGUGUCGCUCAAGAUCAACGAGGAUUAUGUCAUGCCGGUGCCGCAUCUGCUGCGAAUGAACGGACUCGAGGCUGUCUUUCGCCAUGUGCCACGCCUCCGGCACCUGGAACUCAAUAGCCCGCUUCUAUGGGCUGUCGACGGCUUCAGCCACUGGGACGACCAGGACUACGACGAUUCUGUUGCGGGGGACGAACUUGAUUUGGACUCGGAUGACGGGAACAGCUCUCCGAUGUCCUGCAAUCCCAGCGUGAAUCUCGAAUCUCUUCAAUCGCUGGUCAUUCGCGGGCUCCAUAGCCAGUCCCUCCGUGACUUUUCGUUUGGCUGGCUUCGAAGAACACGGCUCUCCAGCAUCAGGUCCCUGUCGCUAUCGGCCGAUGACCACACCGAACUUCCCAGGCACGCCAUCAAGUGGAUUCGACUGGCCUACCCACAACUAGAAACGCUCUGUCUUGAGUUCAUUUCUCUUGAGCGCGACGAUAUUGCGGAUCUAUUCACACGCUUCCGGCACUCUGGCCUUCGGAUGAUAGCCCUCGUCGGCUGCGAGCUGCCCUCGCACGAACUGUUUGAGCUCACCUCCUGGACUAUGGGCGAAAUCGCAGCCAAGAGCCAGAACUUGGUCUCGUCCGUCGUUGAGAUGCUCACCACCAACAUUCCGUCACUCACAUCGAUUGAGCUUCGCAACUGCAGCUUCCGGCAAGGAUUGAUCGAGUCGGUCGGAACUGAGGCCGAAAUCGAGGUUCAAGCCGAAGCCGUAGCUGCCGAUGCUGGGAUAGUCGACUGCCGGCUCGUGAAGCUGGAGUCGUUGCAACUGCUGGGGCUCGGACGAGGCUUGCCUCUCAAAGAGCCUGUCUUCAGGGGCCUGCCGAAUCUGAGCGUGCUCAGAAUUGACGAGGCCUCCGGAGGUGCUGGCGAAGAAGAACGGCUCUGGAACAUGCUCUGCGAACACUGUCCCUUGCUGCAGACCCUGGAUAUUCGGUUCACCCGCUUUCGACAACAGCAUAUACCAAACGCAACGGGUGGCCAAGAAUCCGCACUCAAACAUCCAGCCACGCUCACGUAUCUUGAAGAGCUGUCCCUCUACGCUCCGCACUCGGUUGGGUUCGCUCAGCAUAUCCUUCAGUCUAAUCGUGGACUGAAGCGACUCAAGCUCAACUAUCUGUCUGUGCCAAGCCGAGACACUUGCGGCUCGCCUGACGACCACCUUGGCGACGCCUGUGCUGGCCACGACCUUGGCAACGAGAUUCAUCUGCCGGAUUUGCAAGAGCUUACUCUUCACACCCAUGGCCCUGACUCUGAGCAGGCUGUGAAGCGUCUGGCGACUCUCAUCGCCAAGCAUUCAUCCCGUCUGUCCAUCCUGAAUAUCCAAGCAACCCGCUCAGUCACAGCCGCACUCGGGGUAACAGCACGCACCGACCCAGCCCAAGACGGUGUCGCACUGGAUGAUACGGAUGAAGAAGAGAACCUCGACCACAUCACGACCCUCGUCCAGCUUGGAGUGGAUCUUCUGCCACCCGAGGCGCAGAUCAACGGCGUCUUUGUGAAGGAGCUGGCGAACGCCUGUCCUCGUCUAGCAGUCUGGAAGAUCUCUGGCAUCGGUCUGACAAGGGAUGGACUUGCGGAAAUCGCCAGCUCAGCUUCCUGGCGGUCGUCACUCCGCGAGCUCGAGAUCAAAGCCAAAGGCGUUGCCCACCUUGAUGGCGACUAUGACCAGGCCUUGCGCUGCCUGGUUCGUACCCACUUUGCCCUCCAUCGGCUUACACUCACCGUGGCCAGUCUGUCGCAGAAAGAUGGAUUCCUGAGCCAGCUGCCGAUCGUCCGGCAUCUGAUCGAAGCCACCAGCCAAGAACUCCGAUCGGGCGCUCGGGACACGGAGGGAUUCGUUGAGAGCAUGGACCGGACCAGACGCGCGAUCGCCAAGGCCUAUGCUGCCGAGCUUGCCAACGAGGCUCGGCUGGCAUCGAAUCGCUCGGUCUGGGGGCUGUCGGUCAUCGUCGAGUCGCCAAGUCUCCGCACCCAGCUCAUCCGCCGGAGGCUGCUUGGACGGAUCCGAGCGAGCCGCAUGCAUGUGGCCUUUGAUCACAGCGCCGAGUAGGGCGGAGCGAAAUGUGCACUGCUGCUCCCGAAGCCCUUCUAUCUCCGACCAAUACAAACUGAGCCUGGGAACUCGAUGCCGAAUGGGACCAAUCCUUCGCGGCCUGGGAUGGAAGAAAGGGUGCAGGCUGGGAGUGUCGCCUUGGCUGCGGGCG